Messenger RNA from Lycium barbarum (goji berry), 1271 nucleotides. Its product is annotated as CASP-like protein 4A3. The transcript has 3 exons. The record is from RefSeq and is a predicted model, not a curated record. The coding region runs from base 103 to 1005 and encodes 300 amino acids. Lineage: Eukaryota; Viridiplantae; Streptophyta; Magnoliopsida; Solanales; Solanaceae.
CCCACCUUCUUUGCCAAAGUAUUUUCUCACAGUCGUUUACUUGUUUCCUCUUCAUUCAAUCAAUACUACUUUCUGUCAAUAAUAAAGAUCAGAUUUUUCAUCAUGAAAAACCCAAACCCAAACCAAGAACUCAAUAGUCAUAGGAAUCUCCAAAAACACAACAACAACAACAACAACAACAACAAAAGCAGUAGUCAUAUAUCAAUGUCGGACACAGAUUCUCAAAUUGAUUCUUUCCACUCACCUCUCCGAUCCGACUCACCAUUACGUUCCGAUGACCCUUUCCCUGAACCCCACAACCUUAAAUCCCCUUCUAAAGCAAUCGUAUCCGUUGACAAGUACUUCUCCCCAUCGGAAAAUCUGUCUUUUCCGGCGACACCACCGGCGCCGGCGGAGCGCCGGUCACCGGUGGUGUAUUUGAGUAGGGCGAUGAAGGAGAGCACGGCACCUGUGGUGACUACGAAGGUGGGUCCAGGUGCUGACGUGGAAAGGGGAGAGAGGGCGGCUGUGGAGGGUAUUGUUGGAAGGUCGAAAAGGGAUGUUGUGAUGAAUAGGGCGGCGUUAGGGUUUAGGGUAUGUGAGGUUGUGUUUUGUUUGAUUGCGUUUUCGGUUAUGGCUGCUGAUAAAACACAAGGUUGGACUGGUGAUUCCUUUGAUCGUUACACAGAAUACAGGUAUUUGGUAGCCAUUAAUGUUAUUGGAUUUGCAUAUUCUGGAUUUCAAGCAUUUGAUCUAGCAUACAGUUUGACAACUGGGAAACACUUCCUCUCUUACCAUAUGCGAUAUCAUCUCGAUUUCUCAAUGGAUCAGAUACUGGCAUAUCUUCUUAUGUCAGCGUCCUCUUCUGCUGCAACGAGGGUAAACGACUGGGUAUCAAAUUGGGGAAAAGAUUCGUUCACAGAAAUGGCAAGUGCAUCAAUCGCGCUGUCUUUCCUGGCUUUCAUUGCUUUUGCCUUCAGCUGUCUUAUAUCUGGUUAUAGCCUCUGCAACGGCAGUUCCUCAUGAUCUUGAAAUCAAUUACAACUAUUCAUCACAUAAUUUUGAGAAAUUGCUGCAUGUAAUUUUAUUUCUAGUGGAUCAUAAGUUGUACAGAAGUAGUUAAUAGAUUUAGCAGUAUAUUUUUUCCACUCCUAUUGCAGAGGAAUAAAGUGUCGAAAUCCGGUUAAGCAAAAUGUAUUGUUGAGUACGUAAAAACAAUAAUGUCAAAUACGCAUAUAUUCUUUUGGAUAUGGUAUAUGUUAGUUACUAUAUAGAUGUAUUGUGAAUGUUAA